AUGUCAUCAGAAGAUAGCAAUAAUAACAAUAGUGGUGGUGGAAGUGCCAAUCUUUCAUCGUCAAAGGGAUCGUCAGCACUUGGAAGAAGAGGUACAUUCUCAAAGGCAAAGAGUUUCAGAAGAGUGAUCGGGCUCAACCUCGAACCACAUACAUCAACACAGCCUCAAGUAUAUAGAUUUCUAAAUGGAGAAGAAUAUAGUGGACCGGAAUUAACACAGAUUCAAUCACCACCAUCGACACCGAGAAGUCAACGUUCAAUGUCGGUUGCAACUUCGUCACCGUCGUUGCAUGUCGUGCCCGACGAUGAAGAUACAAAGAUUCCAGUGUUUUUAGGUGCGGACGGUACUCUCUACAAUAAGUUCUACGUGCCAAUAAAGAUCAUUGGCAUCGACGAACCUUCACCUCCACCACCAAAGUUAUCGAGUCUAGCAAGUUUUGUACCACCAACCAGCAAGGAACGCGCAGCAGCAGCAGCAGCAGCGACGACAUCGACAACCACAACAACAUCGAGUACAGCAUUCAAUCCAGGCGAUCAAAUAUACACAGGAUUCCCAGAACCAAACAGCUAUGACAACUAUUUCGAUUAUGAACAGGCCGUAAUGGAUUGGCGCACUCAACUGCAGCAGAGUCUGGGCGUUAUUCAACUGCCACAGAAUAUGGGUCGUACAUACAGUCGUCCGCGCGUCGUUGGCGGUGGACGCGAUCUCAUUCGUAAGAAUUCAGAGGCAAGCAACGAUGAUUCGCUCAGUUUCGAUUCGAGCGAGCGCAAACUCACAGAGUCAGACAUCACCUCGCAGAACGGCGAGACCGACGACCCCAACGGCUACAGUCACAGUCCGUCGACACUCUUGGACAACAAGCUGCUGAAACACGCAGAGGAAGAUAUAUCAAAGGACGGCGCUUCGCGUUCUCGAAGCGGCAGUGACACAUCGACAGGAUCAUACGACGGCAGCGCGCUUCUCGACGGUAGCAGUCCGAUCGACGGCAGUCCAUCAAGCGGAUCGCUCACCUCGAUGAUCAACGGAACACGUUCUCGCAGCAACAGCUCCACCUAUCUCGAUCACAGAAUCAAUCGUAGCAAUUCAUUGUCACCCAAACAAUCGAUGGCUCGUCUCAACGAGUCUGGCGACUUCCGUAUGGGUCGUGGUAACUCCAUAUUGAAUAUGGACGAAGAUCGUUGGACACUGAGUAAAGAUCCAUGGGAUUCACAGUUGAUUCUUCAGGAGCCAGUACCAGAGUUGUAUAAUACAUUCGAAGAGUAUGAGUUUGCUAUGAAAAACUGGGCGAUCGAGGUGAUCGUCAAGACACCGGUGCUGCCUCCACACUCGACACAACUGAUCCAGUUGCCAUCGAAAGAGAAGGCCAGCUCCACAAACGACGCUGCCUCCUCAGAGCAGUCUUCGAAACACCAGAAGCAGAUGCAGCUCUACGAGCAGGCACAGCGCGACGCCAUCACCGCACUCAAGAAUCAGUGGAAGUACCGCUCCGGAAUGUUACAGAUCAAAUCCGACGAUCAAUUCAUAUACGAUCGAUACAUAACAGUGUAUCGCGAACAGUUCAACAGAAUCUAUGGCAGCGGUGGUCGUUUCUUUGAGGAUCACGAAUUACAGGUCGACAAAGUUUGGAAGCGAAUCAAUGGCGAACCCAGAAUGACACUGGUCGACACCGUCGACAAGUGGUACAACAAGAAACAAAAGAUCUAUCGUCAAUCGUUAUCGAUUUAUAAAGGUGGUGUCUGGGCGAAUCACUUGUUGAUGCCCGCCGUUGCCAACGGCUGGAAAGAGUCACUACAGAGAAAACAGUCUAUGUUGCCGCCUCUGCCCAUCAAGGCGUUGCGUCGUCUUGACAUCAACUCAGAGGCAGACGGCACCAAGGUAGAACUAAACUAUCUCUCACCGGAGAUUCCACUGGAUCACACCAAGCUGCUACCGGCCAACAUGAACAUCCAGUAUAUACUCAACAUGUUCGACACGACACUCGCUCAGACCAACCCAUUCUCGCCAACCGUUUGCAUCUCCACCGAAGAGCAGAAACAAUAUAUAAAGACUGCACGUCAAUACGAUCGUCGCUUGGUCCACGCAUUCAGAUUCGAUCCACACCAAUCGUGGACAGCCAAAGAGAAUUCUCCCAAUCCCAAUCCUCAAUCGCAACGCCAAGACAUCGAGGCUGUCAUGAUCCAACAGCCAUUCGGACAGACAACCAUCCUGGCACUGAUAAACACUCAACAAAUAUAUUUGGAUCGUUUCCAAGAAUGCUUUGAUUUGGAUCCAAACAGAAUGUAUUGCAGCCAGUUGCCACCACUUGUAGUGUCGCUCAACCAAUCGAUGGGCGGCACCAACAACUUGUCGGUCAGCACCGGCGGUGGUGCCCAGUCGAAUCAAUCGACAGGUUCGUCACCAAACACACCAAACCAACAAUCUCUAGCUUCGCCAAUGAAACAGCCAGGCACACCAACAUCACCACAUUACAAUCAUCUCUUGGGAUCACCUCCAUCGCGUUCCGGCUCGCUCAGCUCCUUUUCAUUCGGCUCGCCUGCCUCCAACAAAAUCUUGUUGUCACCAAACAACAAUGUAUCGAUACUCUCGACAUCGAGUGGCAUUGAAUCACCAAGACAGAAUCUCAAUCCAACACUGCAAUCGAUCUUGGUCAACUCACUCGGCAGCAACGGUUCACCAAGAACCGGUAACCAAUCAUCGACACCUCCAAGCAAUCCAUACAUUCAAAACUUCAUCAACUUUAUCUCGACCAACACCUUCCCCGAAAUGUUAACAAUCUUUGACAAAGUUAACAAUGUAUUAUCAACCGCUAAACUAUCUUCAUUGGUCAUAUUCUCUCUUGCCUCUGAAAAAGGUUCACUUUUAAUGGAGGGUAUUAUUGCAUCUAAAGAUAUUUAUUCAUUGUAUAAAGCUGCACUUGGUGUUUCAUACUUUGAUGCAGUUCCAAUUGAUCUGUAUCCAUAUCCAAUGCAUUUGAAUCAAGUAUUGAUUCCUGCAAUUGCAAAGGGCUCUACACAAGAAGUAAUUCGCUUCGUUUUUAUGUAUUAUUAUUUAAAUAUCAUUCAUGAGAGAGUUCAAUUCUACACAUCGAAUCAAACAGUAAUUUCAAUGAUCAAUUUAUCCAAAAAAGAUGUAGCUGACAGACUUGCUUCACUGAUUCAAACCGAUAAAGAGUUGCUCUCUAAAAUAUUUAAAGCCAUAGGAAGAAAGUCAUCGACUGUAUCACACUUUUUCUUAUUUAUUUUGAUACAAUUGAUGAGAAUACCAGAUCAAACUAUUAUGUCAUUCUUUAAACUUAAAGAUAGUUUGUUACCUCAUAUUAGAGAUUUAUGUCAUAGUAAAUUCUUACAUUCACAGUUUGCAGCAAAGAGAUUGUACCAAAUUCUUCAAGAGGAAGCUUGGAAAGACUUUUUGUAUCUCGAGUACAGUGAAAAGGAUGUUUUGAUUACUGAUCUUUUGUCAGCUUGUGAAGCCGGUUCGAAAUCGUUACUCAGCGAACUCGUCUUCUCAAUGUGUACCUCUACAUUGGAGACCAUCAACUCCAACGCUUCUUCAUCCGUUAGAUUCUUAUUGAACGAACAACUAUUCUUCCAGAUUUACAAUGCUAUUACCAAAUCAAAGAAAUCUGAUUCAAAUAUUGAAAAUCUUGCCAAGUUAUUCGCUCAUUUAUGUAAGACAAGUGUAAGAUUUGGAAUGGUAAAGAAGAGUGAGAAUAUCAAGAUCAAUAAGAAGAGUACAACCGAACAAGAGAUUCAUGUAUCACCAACAUUUAUGUUUGAAUUGUUGGCAUUUGUCACACAACCACAAGUACCAUCCGAUAAAUCUUUAGUUAAGAACUAUCAUCCGUUUGCACUCUGGACACAUCGAGUUUUUGGAGAAGAACAAGGUGCCGUAUCCGAUGCUAAACACACCGAGAAAGACGUCAAGACGUUGCGUGACUUUUUCAUCGAGAGACACAUGUUUAUCAAGGUACACAUGGUCUAUCGUAAGUACAUGGAGAGUAACCCAGCCGGUCGUUCCUACAUCCAACUCUGUAAUCUCUACCAAGCGAUAUUCACAUUGACCAUCUGUCAAAAACUAUUUAAAGACUCUGCAAAGAACUCUGAUUACAAAGAAGGUUUCACCAAGAUUUCCAAGUGGUUCAGAGAUGAUUCUAUUUCUUUGAUACGUUAG
This is a messenger RNA of Heterostelium album PN500, 4170 nucleotides long. Its product is annotated as armadillo-like helical domain-containing protein. Bases 1 to 4170 code for a protein of 1389 amino acids. The record is from RefSeq and is a predicted model, not a curated record. Lineage: Eukaryota; Evosea; Eumycetozoa; Acytosteliales; Acytosteliaceae. The transcript has 8 exons. Gene Ontology annotation, biological process: positive regulation of Ras protein signal transduction; positive regulation of TORC2 signaling.